CAGGGAAAGAGAGCGAGUGUGUGUGUUUGUGAGUGAGAGCAGGGGGGAGAGAGAGGGGUGUAGGUGUGUGUUGUAACAGAUGAGAGGGAAUCUUUGCCAGAUUAGUCAGGAAAGAGGCAGGCUUGUUAGGAGAUCGCACAGGCAUGGAGCAUCACAUGCACACACACACACACACUGACACCCGUCCGCUCACACAUGUACAGUGCACCAGGCAGCUCUCAGCUGUGUUGUACAUCGUCGCGGAUUACCCUCCAUCCCUCCAGUAUAUUCCGCUGGAACGAUUGCAGCCCCUUAGAGAGAGCAGCGGGGCUUUUAAAGCCUUCAUUUGAGCCGAGCGAUGAUGAACAGGAUUUCUUUUGUUACCUCUGUAGUGUUGUUGUCUCCUCUAACUCAAUUCUCUGCUAUGCAUUGUGGGUUCGGAUGUUGUGCAAGCAUGCAUUGUUUUAUGUUAAUUAUUUUAUUUUUUGUCACCAUCAGUUCUAAUUUUGUGAGGCUUGGGUAAUUAUUAUAAUUCUGCAUGGUGCAUGGUCCCUGUGCCUCUGAUCAGUGUGUGUGUGAAAAUACAAUAUUUCAGCAUGCUUUCAUCUUUUGUCCUUGAGAAAUACAUUUUCUCAAGCGCAUGCUUUAUUAUAUGAUUUGAAUGCUGUUGUGUGUGUGUGCACUGUAUGAGCCGUGUGUGAUUGAUGCAUCAAUACUAUGUUCGGAUUGGACGGCAUGCUUUCUCAAUUUCCUCCCUCUCCUCCCCAGCUGGGCUGCUGCUGCUUGAGCUGCUCUUGCUGCAUGCAUACUCAUGUUUCUGGCCUCUAAUUGCCUUUGUGGAAAAUACAGUGGUUGCAGCAGUUAUUGGAAAAAGGAGCGAUGAAAUGGUUGAAAAUAACUCGGCAUGCAGCAGGCGGGCACCCUUCUCGAACGCCACAUCUCAUCUUUGUGCAAAAUCAGAAAAAAUAUGGGUUGUUAUUUCUUGCAUUAUUAAAAUGUUUAGGUUCUGCGCUUCGGUAUAACACGGCUUCUUCCAAUCUAUUCACAAUCAUUGUGCAUUUUUUUUUAAAUGCUGCCUUUCCCUCGAUAAUCAUCUGACAUCAAAGCCUCCAGAUAAAAUAGUCUGUCCUAAAUUUGCAGAGACAGCACAGCGGUUGAGUCGCUCCACUUCAUGCAAAUUCAUAUGCUAUUGUGAUGAAUAAAUAAACACUCUUUCAUUUGAAUACAAAAAACACACUACAAUUCUGAAAGCUUAAGCGCCAGUACUGCUAAUAAGCUGGAGACUGUGAGUGUUGAAUUGGAUGGGCUUUAGAUUUGGAUUCUAUAGAUUGCUGUCUGAAGUGCUUCAGGUUUCUGUCUGAGUGGUUAAUAAAUACCAGUUUCCAAGCAUGCCAACUGUCACAUGAGGAAGAGUUCAGGUGAAUGGAAGAGUUUUGAAUGGAAGUCGGUCACAGCUCUCCUUCUGUCCUUCCACUCCCCAGUCGUUCUUGUGAUUCUGAAGUAUAAACUGAACAACACAGGAAGCAUGUGACAGGCUCUGUGUCCUGAGGCAGGAGAGAACGGUUCCCUGGAGGAGAUGGAAGAGGACAUCAGUCUGAAGAAGCGUAAAAGUGAUCAUCAUGGGGAGAAAGGACUGCAGGCCGGCCAGGAAACUGGCGAAAAGGUCAAAAGGAAGCGAGGACGCCCACCUGCUGAGAAACUGCCUCCAAACCCACCUGAGCUCACCAGGAAACUGAGCACGCUGGUAGAUAUGGUUACCAACUACAAGGACGGUUUGGGUCGACAGAUCAGCAAAGGCUUUGUGCAGCUUCCCUCUAAGAAGGAGGUACCCGAGUACUACGAGCUGAUCCGAAAGCCUGUCGACUUCAGAAGGAUCAGGGAACGUGUGCGUAAUCAUAAGUACAGAAGUGUGGGGGAUCUGGAGAAGGACAUCUUCCUCCUGUGUCACAAUGCUCAGACCUAUAACCUGGAGGGAUCUCAGAUCUAUGAGGAUUCAAUUGUCAUCAAGUCUGUUUUCGAGAGCGCGAGACAGCGAAUUGACACAGACGAGGAGCAGAAAGAGACGGUCAGCGCCGGUCACAGCGAUAAUGGCGGCGGAGCUGAAGACCAAUUUGUUCCAUCAGCAGUGAAACCAUUACCAGUCCAGCUAAAAAAGGGGAAGAAGGAGGGUAGAAGCAGAAAUACCAUGGCCAAGAGGCUCCACAGUGAUUUAGACAGUGAUGAGGAUCUAGAGGACAGCACCACAAAAGAUGAAGGUUGAACCGAAGGGCCCUCGGUUUUUGUUUUUUUUGUAUUCUGGUUCAUGUUUAUUCUCUACCGCACCCCUUUACAUUGGUUUCUUCAUUUUCAAAACAAGACCGGAAGGACCCCUCAAAGAGAGCCACUUAUGGAACAAUGCGUCUUUCUUUUAGAUGACUCAUGCCACUCAAAACGCUUUUUGCUGCACAUAGUGCUGUUCUUUUUCCUUUAGCUGUUCUUUUUUUAUGAUUUCCCUUUUAUCUGUGGUUACAUCUGCAAAUAUGAUGUAAAAAAAACGGUUUCCUCUGACUGUUUUUAACCAAUAUAUUUGAUUGUCUAAAAAUGCCUUCAUAGGUCUUGGAUCAUAAUACGUAAAUCUCUCCUGAAGCUGGCUCGACGACGAAUUGACAAAUACCAGUUAUUAUACUUUUGUGUCUAUUUCUGAUUCUGGAUGGAAUAAGCUUGGGUCUAAUCAAGGGUACUCCCGUCGAAUAUUUGUAUCCCUUGUGCUACAGUAUAUCCACAUAUUGUACAGUUUAUGUGAAAAUGAAUGAAAAAAAUAAAAUAAAUUUCUUUUCAUUUACUCUCUUGGUUGUUGGGGGGGGGGUGGGGGGAUACAUCAUUGUAAGGACAAUCCC
This is a messenger RNA of Anarrhichthys ocellatus (wolf-eel), 2855 nucleotides long. Its product is annotated as probable global transcription activator SNF2L2. Gene Ontology annotation, molecular function: protein binding; chromatin binding. The record is from RefSeq and is a predicted model, not a curated record. The transcript is spliced from 6 exons. Lineage: Eukaryota; Metazoa; Chordata; Actinopteri; Perciformes; Anarhichadidae. Gene Ontology annotation, biological process: transcription elongation by RNA polymerase II; chromatin remodeling. Gene Ontology annotation, cellular component: RSC-type complex. The coding region runs from base 1556 to 2239 and encodes 227 amino acids.